Blastomyces dermatitidis ER-3 is the source of this 5219-nucleotide messenger RNA. RefSeq names its product oxoglutarate dehydrogenase (succinyl-transferring), E1 component. The coding region runs from base 930 to 4130 and encodes 1066 amino acids. Lineage: Eukaryota; Fungi; Ascomycota; Eurotiomycetes; Onygenales; Ajellomycetaceae. Gene Ontology annotation, cellular component: mitochondrion; oxoglutarate dehydrogenase complex. Gene Ontology annotation, molecular function: oxoglutarate dehydrogenase (succinyl-transferring) activity; thiamine pyrophosphate binding. The record is from RefSeq and is a predicted model, not a curated record. Gene Ontology annotation, biological process: tricarboxylic acid cycle. The transcript is spliced from 4 exons.
UUCUUCUUCUUCUUCUGCUUCUUUAUUUGAACCUCAAUUCCUCUCGCCUCCGCUUGGAACUAACAAGACAUCUAUCUUUCUUCUCGUCCCUUCGAACCGAAGAACAGACCGAAACCAUCUAUCCGCCUGCCCUACACUAUCCUACACUAUCAUACCCUAGAGCUUGUAGAUACAUACAAGCGCUCUUUGUCCUUAAUUUUUCUUUUCCUUCUUUUUUUUUUUUUUUUUUUUUUUUCCUUUUCUUUUUUCCCCCCUUCCACCCACCCUCCCCGAAACCACCACCAGGAGAAGAAUCUUUCUUCUUCUCUGAUGAAACGGGAGCCUCGCUAGGCGGAACGACAGUGCUAGUCGGUAGUUCCCGCCUUAUCCUACCUUUCGAUCUCCACUCGUUGGGUUACUUACUGGCUCCGCGCAACAAUUGCUUCGCGCCGCCCCCCACGCCUCAGUUAUAUAGUUCGCAAGUGACUGACGCCUUAUUGUAUCUUCUCCUUCGCUGAAGAGGAUAAUAGUAAGGUUUGCUACCAGUUUGGGACGCGGAAAAAAGAGAAGAAAAACACAUAGACAAUAUAGAGAGUUGUGACGCAUUUACGAAACGAGCGGGAAAAAACUGGAAAAUAGGAGAUAAAAGCACGGAAAUUUUUCUUGUCGAAAAAUAAGGAUAUCUUUAUUGGAUUUUUUUUGUCCUCUCUCCUUGUUGAGUAAAUCUACCUUUUUUGCCUUUUACCACCCUCUUUUUUUCCCCCUGCGGAACAUGGGUCUUUCGUCGUCUCUCCCCUUUAAAAAUCCAUAAUUCUUACUCAUAGAACAAUCUUGUUGUCCGCUUUGAUUUUCAAGGUUUUCAAUUCUUUUCCCUGAAGACUCUGUGACAAACUUCCCCAAUUUCACGACUCGACUUUUUUUUACGUGAUUAAGAAAUACAUUUCACAACCAUGUUGCGAACUGCUACGGUGAAGGCGUCCUCGAGCGCUGCGUUCCUCCGCCGCUCGCCCUGCGCGUGCAACACCCGAUCAUUUUCCGUCGUUUCGUCGAAACCCGCCAAUGUCAUGUCGCGGAGUAGCUCCAGGCUGCAUCUGGCCUCGCGGAGACCCUUGGCUGUCGUUGGUCGCCAGCAGGUAUGGAAUCAGAAGAGAUAUAAGGCCAUUGCUGCCGAGGAGUCUAGUAAAGGAGUGGAUCCUAACGAUUCCUUCCUUCAAGGGAGCACCGCGAAUUACAUUGAUGAGAUGUACAUGGCUUGGAGAAAGGACCCCACAAGCGUUCAUGUCUCAUGGCAAACAUACUUCCGCAAUAUGGAGGAUGGCAAUAUGCCCAUCUCGCAAGCCUUCCAACCUCCGCCAACCCUCGUCCCAAUCCCAACCGGCGGUGUCCCUCAACAUAUGCCCGACGCUGGGACCGCCAGUGCUGCUGGGACCGAAGUAUCGAACCACUUGAAAGUCCAGCUUUUGGUGCGCGCAUACCAGGCCCGCGGACACCACAAAGCAAAAAUUGACCCCCUGGGAAUUCGUGGCGAAGCCGAGACUUUCGGAUACAACAAGCCCAAGGAGCUGGAGUUGGAUCAUUACGGAUUCACUGAGAACGAUCUGGACCAAGAAUUCGCCCUUGGACCUGGUAUUCUGCCACGUUUCGAGACCGCGACGAGGAAAAAGAUGACCCUGCGGGAGAUCAUUGCUGCGUGUGAGAAGAUCUACUGCGGUUCGUACGGUAUUGAGUACAUCCACAUCCCGGACCGAGUACCUUGCGAUUGGAUCCGUGAUCGCGUUGAGAUCCCGACGCCUUACAAAUACUCCGUCGAUGAGAAACGUCGCAUCCUUGAUCGCCUGAUUUGGAGUUCUAGUUUCGAGGCUUUCCUUGCCACCAAGUUCCCCAACGAUAAGCGCUUCGGCCUCGAAGGUUGCGAAACCCUGGUUCCGGGAAUGAAAGCUCUGAUUGACCGCAGCGUUGAAUAUGGUAUUAAGGAUAUCGUCAUUGGUAUGCCACAUCGUGGUCGUCUCAAUGUGCUUAGUAACGUUGUGCGAAAGCCCAAUGAAUCCAUUUUCAGCGAAUUUGGCGGUACCAUGGAGCCAUCUGAUGAAGGAUCUGGAGAUGUCAAGUACCAUCUUGGCAUGAAUUUUGAACGGCCUACGCCCUCCGGCAAGCGCGUUCAGCUUUCCCUCGUUGCUAACCCGUCGCAUCUGGAAGCUGAGGACCCUGUUGUUCUCGGAAAGACUCGCGCCAUCCAGCAUUACAACAACGACGAAAAGGAAUUCAACACUGCCAUGGGUGUGCUCCUUCACGGCGAUGCUGCAUUUGCUGCCCAGGGCGUCGUUUACGAAACUAUGGGAUUCCACUCGCUUCCCGCAUACUCCACCGGGGGAACGAUCCAUAUCAUCGUGAACAACCAAAUCGGCUUCACCACUGACCCCCGCUUUGCUCGUUCCACACCAUACUGUUCUGAUAUCGCCAAGGCAAUCGACGCGCCUGUCUUCCACGUCAACGGAGAUGAUGUUGAAGCGCUCAACUACGUCUGCCAGAUGGCAGCUGACUGGCGCGCGACCUUCAAGCGCGACGUAGUCAUCGACAUCGUCUGCUACCGGAAACAGGGCCACAACGAAACGGAUCAGCCUUCCUUCACCCAGCCCCUGAUGUACAAGCGCAUCGCAGAGCAGACCAACCAACUCGACAAGUACGUCGACAAGUUGAUCCGGGAGAAGACUUUCAGCAAGGAGGACAUCGAGGAGCACAAGAAGUGGGUCUGGGGGAUGUUGAACGAUAGCUUCGAUCGCAGCAAGGACUACCAGCCCUCCAGCAAAGAGUGGUUGACGUCCGCAUGGAACGGAUUCAAAACCCCGAAGGAACUGGCUACGGAGGUUCUCCCGCACCCGCCCACUGGCGUCCCCACAGAAACGCUGAAGAAAAUUGGCGAGGUUCUUGGCAACAUCCCUGAAAACUUCACCGUGCACCGUAACCUGAAACGUAUCUUGGCGAACCGGAAAAAGACCAUCGAAGAAGGUGAGAAUAUCGAUUGGUCGACCGCUGAGGCGCUUGCGUUUGGUUCUCUCUGUGCUGAGGGCCACCAUGUGCGUGUCUCUGGACAGGAUGUGGAGCGUGGUACCUUCUCGCAGCGCCAUGCGGUUCUGCACGACCAAGAGAAUGAGGCGACCUACACAGCGCUACAGCAUAUCAGCCCCGAUCAAGGGAAGUUUGUCAUCUCGAAUUCUUCCCUUAGCGAGUUUGGCGUCUUGGGCUUCGAAUACGGAUAUUCCCUCACCUCCCCCGAUGCAUUCGUUAUGUGGGAGGCUCAAUUCGGCGAUUUCGCCAACAACGCUCAAUGUAUCAUCGACCAGUUCGUCGCGUCCGGUGAAUCCAAGUGGCUUCAGCGGUCUGGGCUUGUCAUGUCUCUGCCACAUGGUUAUGACGGCCAGGGUCCCGAGCACUCCUCCGCUAGAAUAGAACGUUAUCUCCAACUGUGUAACGAAGAUCCAAGAGUGUUCCCCACUGGUGACAGAAUCGACCGCCAACACCAGGACUGCAACAUGCAGAUUGCUUACAUGACCACGCCAUCCAACUUGUUCCACGUCAUGCGCAGACAGAUGAACAGACAAUUCAGAAAACCCCUAAUAAUCUUCUUCUCCAAAUCUCUCCUCCGCCACCCCCUAUGCCGCUCGCCGCUCUCAGACUUCACCGGCGACUCUCACUUCCAAUGGAUAAUCCCGGAUCCAGAACACCACACAGGCGCUGUAAACAACCACAAAGACAUCGACCGCGUAAUAAUAUGCUCCGGCCAAGUCUACGCCGCUCUACAAAAACACCGCACCGCACACGGCAUCAAAAAUACAGCCAUAACGCGCAUCGAGCAAAUGCACCCCUUCCCCUGGCAGCAACUCAAAGAGAACCUGGACAGCUACCCGAACGCCAAGGACAUCGUCUGGUGCCAGGAGGAGCCGCUGAACGCGGGUGCAUGGAGCUACAUGCAGCCGCGCAUUGAGACGCUGCUGAACGAGACGGAGCACCAUAACCGCCGCCAUGUGCUGUAUGCUGGCCGCCACCCGAGCGCGAGUGUGGCGACGGGUAUGAAGGCUAGCCAUGUUAAGGAGGAGCAGGAGUUGCUGCAAGAUGCGUUUGAGGUGCAUCAGGAUCGGUUGAAGGGGGAGUAAGGAUAUGAGGUCCACAUAAAAAAAAAAAAGAGAGAACCGGGGGUUUGGGGGGUGAAAGAUUUUUUUCUUUCUGCUUUUUCACCCUUGCUUUUUUUCCCCCCUUGUUAAUUACUUGUUCAUUGCGAUAUGGAUUUUUUUCGUGAAGAAUAUUGAAUCCUUUUUUUAUUGUCGUUUUCCUAUUGUAUAUCUUUUUAUUUCCCUCACUUGCCUUCAUUUCCUGUUUAGCCGCAUUAUCUCUUGAUAUUUUUACUGUACCUCUUCCUUUUCCCUUUGUAAAUUUCCAUCGUCAUCAUCAUCUUCCUCCCCGUUAUUAAAACACCCAUCCACAAAAUAAUCCCCAAUUUUCCCCCAUCUCCUAUUGUUCUUAUCGUAGCAUAUGCGUUUCCAUUCCAUUCCAUAUUUCAUUCCUUUCCUUUUCUCGUCCUCCUCUUCCUAUUACUUUUUUUUCUUCCCACAUCUUUUUUAAUCCGGGCUCCCCAAAAAUAUCGACAUAUGAAACGUCAACCAACGAAAAAAAAACUACAACAAAACCAAAAAAAAAAGCUAGCUGUAAGAGUUGGUAUCUCACUUUCGCCUUUGUUUUCCCAUGAAUUCUUUCUCUGUUUGACUGAUGGGAUUAUUUGAUUUGAUAUACACCGAAUGAAAAUGGUUUCUGCUGAGAACAGAGGAAGAUCGCAAUUGAUGUAUGUUUCACUGCCGUUGUGUAUUUUACUGAGGUCAAAAGGGGAGAUAGAGAGACAGAGAGUGUGUGAGAGAAGGAGGGAGGGAGGGAGUAGAUCAGAUUAAUCAUGGCUAAAUAGCGAUAUACAUGGUUUUUGUGUGUAUUGUACAUCCUACCUACUUUUUUCGAAAGCCUGGUUUAUUAUUAUAUAGAAGUGGGAAGGAAAGAGAACAAAAAAUGUAAAUUAGAUGAUGAUUUUUAUACUUGAUAUUUGAUUUCAUGUCUUCUUUUUUUUUCUUUUUUUGGUUUCCCACUGGUUUACCAUUUUGGGUUCUUUGAUAAGUGAUAAAUAUGUAUUUCGCUAUAUGUCCUGUGAGAAUAUCCAAGAUUAUAAGCUGUCUGCACUGAAAGAAUUCAUGAAUCUAUGA